This is a messenger RNA of Pecten maximus, 1575 nucleotides long. Its product is annotated as zinc finger protein 347-like. Gene Ontology annotation, biological process: regulation of transcription by RNA polymerase II. The record is from RefSeq and is a predicted model, not a curated record. NCBI's taxonomy places the organism in Eukaryota, Metazoa, Mollusca, Bivalvia, Pectinida, Pectinidae. The transcript has 2 exons. Gene Ontology annotation, molecular function: DNA-binding transcription factor activity; RNA polymerase II cis-regulatory region sequence-specific DNA binding. The coding region runs from base 117 to 1070 and encodes 317 amino acids.
ACAUUUAAUGUUUUGAAAUCAGAGUUAGAUACAUUUGAAAGACACUUUGAUUCCGUGCCGUGACAAGGUUUUUGGAGCGGUGAUUGAGUACUGAUUUUACCGUACCGAGUUAAACCAUGGACGCCGGCUCGAUUCUACUGUGUUCCCAACCAUUUCGUCCUAUACCCAUGUAUGGACACAGAUUUGCAGCUGACGUUACCGGAACUGGAAAUCCGCACCCUGCAGCUCAUUUCUUACCCUGCUUCCGCCCAGCACCAUUCGAUGGUCUCUACAGUGCACCGGGUUCAAUGGCGGCAUAUAACUUAGCAAUUCAGGAACAUUUGAGGCGCAUUCAGGGCCGCCAUAUUGGAAAAGUGAUGGAAAACCACCAUAUUGGAAAAGUAAUGGAAAACCACCUCGCCAUCAGUAAUAAUGUUUUGUGUACAAAUAAUACUGUUGUAAACAUUCCAAAACCUGAUCUUGAAACGCCUCAAAUAAAUCAUAAUGUCCCGGCAAUACCGUCCAAGCUAGACAUAAAGGAAAAGGCUAGAACAGCAUUGAAUCCAUACGAAAGUUUUCCUUCGUAUUCCCUCGGACGGAAGUUGUUCCCGUGCCCAAAUUGCAGAUAUACAACAGAUAGGAGAAACAACCUGAAACGCCACAUGCUGACGAUGCAUCAAACAACAUCAAAGUUGCUGGAGUGUUGCGGCAUCCUCUUCAGAACCAAAGCAUCAUUACGGGAGCAUGCAAUGAUAUUUCAUUACCAUGGCUACACGUGUUAUUAUUGUGGAAGAAGGUUUUGUCGGAAGGCGCUCCUGAAGCGCCAUCUAUCGGUUCAUAAUGGUCAGAAGGAUUUCGUGUGCAGUGUAUGUGACUAUGCUACAAGCCACAAAAGUAACUUAGAACGACACAAAAAGGUCCACCAGCGACCAGAAGACUGUAAAGACACCGAUGGGUCACGUAGUGACCUUGACAAUGAUGGGUCGAAAAGUGACCUUGACCUUGAAGGAAGUGAUCAUGCUGAAAGCAUGGAAGACUUAUCAGUGUGUUCGGACAGUGAUGAUGAAGAAAUUAAUGUUCAUAGUGAUUAAAUUGAAAAAUAAAUAUAUAUAUUCAGAGAAAUGCAUUGACACAAGAAGCAUUGUCCUUAUGUCUGUUGAUAAAUGAAAAAUGCUCCUCCUGUAAGGAUAGGAGUUCGAAAAAGUAUUGAAUAGCGUUCUGUUGGGGAAAGUCUUGCAUUAAUAUCAUUUCCUUACUAGUAGAAAUCUGAUGGCUGAUAUUUAAUAAUUACCAUUUUAUAAUUUAAAGUAUCUUUCUGAAGAACUGUUUACGAUGCACGAAUAUAUUUGAGAGUGACUGUUUACAAUUCAUCCAACGCAGUGGCAUCUUAUUUAAGCAACAAACUUGUUAUCCUAAUGACAUUUCUCUAUAAUAAUUGCAUUUAGCGUUGUGUUAUUGAAAUGUUCUGCAAUAUUUAAAUUUCACAAAAUUGAUUUCAUCAAUACUGUUUCAAAUGUGUUUUGUGUUAUGUUGUAUUCCUUGUAUGUACUAUGUACAUAUUUAACUUUGUUGAAAAUAAAUAAAAACUUAAUGUUA